Silurus meridionalis is the source of this 1813-nucleotide messenger RNA. It is a transcript of the gene junba, whose product is annotated as JunB proto-oncogene, AP-1 transcription factor subunit a. Lineage: Eukaryota; Metazoa; Chordata; Actinopteri; Siluriformes; Siluridae. The coding region runs from base 399 to 1391 and encodes 330 amino acids. Gene Ontology annotation, molecular function: DNA-binding transcription factor activity, RNA polymerase II-specific; transcription factor binding; RNA polymerase II cis-regulatory region sequence-specific DNA binding. The record is from RefSeq and is a predicted model, not a curated record. The transcript has a single exon. Gene Ontology annotation, biological process: regulation of transcription by RNA polymerase II; regulation of cell population proliferation; regulation of cell cycle. Gene Ontology annotation, cellular component: transcription regulator complex.
CGCCGACGCGCGUGAAUUUCAGACGACGCGUGCUGCGGGGCGGAAGCGUGCGCGCGCUCGCGGUCUACGAGUGUGUGUAUGUGUGCGUACCCGUAUUAUACGAGUGUGUGUAUAGCGUAUCGGAAGGAGUGUUUGGAGCAUCGUUUUGCUGUGAGCUGUGAAAGGACACAAAAAAGGGGGAAAAGCGUCUGAAAACUCGGUACAGUUUGAUUUUUUUUUUUUCGUGGAUCUUUUUUUUUUAUGUAGAUUAUUGAUUUUCCCGUUAAUAUUUACGGAACUUACGCAAAAGAUGUAUGGACAGUGUGCGCUAUAAGAGUUUUACUCAUAUUCUUUACAUAUUUUGAGAAAUCUUAUCAUUUAAAGAAAAAAAAGAAAAAAAAAAAAGCCCUGCUUUCUAAAUGUGUCACAUAUCGACCAAAAUGGAGCAGCCGUUUUAUCAUGACGACUCGUUUCUCUCUGCUUAUGGCAAUCCAGACGCCGUGACCCUGCGCGACUACAAGCUCCUAAAACAGAGCAUGAGCACCAGCUUUGUGGAGCCCUACCGCAACUUCAAGAGCGACUUCUACCCGACCGGGAGCGCAGACGCCGGCUCUCUGAAACUCGCCUCUCCGGAGCUGGAGCGUCUCAUCGCGCAAAGCGGCGGCGGCGUGAUCACAAGCCCCACACCGGGUCAGUACCACCUGUACGGUCGCUCCAUCACCGAGGAGCAGGAAGGCUUCGCGGACGGCUUCGUCAAAGCGCUGGACGAGCUUCACAAAAUGAACCAGGUGGCACCGCCGAACGUGUCGCUGGGCGCCGGAGGUGUGCCGCCGUGCGCGCCGCCUGAUGCGCCGGUCUACGCCACGCUGAACAGCUGCAGCCCGAACACUAGCGUCCAGCAAGCGGCUGCGCCCUCCACCUACCCCAGCGCCACCAUCAGCUACCUGCCUCACCACCACCAAUACCACCACCCUCACCAGCAGCAUCAGCAGCAGCCUCACCACCACCACCACCACCACCCCCAUCACCCCCACCACCCUUUCCCGCACGCCCUGCACGCGCCCAGGAUCUCUGCGCUCAAGGAGGAGCCCCAGAUCGUCCCCGACGUGCACGGCGCGUGCGCGGACGGCUCGCCACCGACCUCGCCGGUCGACAUGGAGAACCAGGAGCGCAUGAAGGCCGAGCGCAAGCGCCUGCGCAACCGGCUCGCGGCCACCAAGUGCCGACGGCGGAAGCUGGAGCGCAUCUCGCGGCUGGAGGACAAGGUGAAGGUGCUGAAGACGGACAACGCGGGUCUGUCCAACACCGCGUCCAUGCUGCGCGAGCAGGUCGCCCAGCUCAAGCAGAAAGUCAUGACGCACGUGAGCAGCGGGUGCCAAUUAAUGCUGACCCCAAAAAUUAAGUCGUACUGAGAAGAACUCAAGGACUUUUUUUUUUUUUUUUUUUAAGGAAAAAAAAAAAGGGGAAACACUGGAAGAUGUCUUGAUAAUAUUGCAGCACUGAAUCAAUCAUGUUUCUUGUAGAAAACUUUCCAAUGUGUUGCUACGUGUAUGUAUUGUUUUUUUGGUUUUGUUGUGUUUUUCUUUUAAAAGCAUUUCCUUUAUAAACAUGUUGUUCGUAUGGUUCCAGAUGAAAUGCACACGAAAGACAAAUGAAAGGACUGAAAACGUGUCAGGAAAACUUUAUCAUCUUUGUGCGAGUGAUAUCCUAUGAAUACAUCACGAUAACUUAUUUUCACUCUUUACGUCAGGUUAUUUCAGAGAAAUCUUUACUGUAAAGGGUUUUUUUUUUCUUUUUAUUUUAUUUAAGUAAAAAAAAACUUGUAAAAAAACAA